Molecule: messenger RNA, 8569 nt
Organism: Homo sapiens (human)
Lineage: Eukaryota; Metazoa; Chordata; Mammalia; Primates; Hominidae
Gene: RASSF8
Product: Ras association domain family member 8
Exons: 5
Coding region: 3259-4518 (419 amino acids)
Biological process (GO): signal transduction
Source: RefSeq, a predicted model, not a curated record
ACAGAUAUUUAUUCUUUCUACAUAAGUGUAGGACUUUUUCCCUUAUUUUUCUAGAAAAUGUUUAUAUUUCUAAAGUUUGCUUUUGAAUUCUUUUUUUAAAAAGCUAUUUUAAUUGUUUCACAGUGUGAAGCAUUAGAAUCACAGAACUGUAAGGAACAUCAUGGAUGUUCCUUGUGAUUGGGAAAGGAAUGAUCCACGGCAGUGAGUUUCAUUGGGGAUCCUACUCCUAUGAAAUUUGGCAUACUGCUCAGGUCAGGUUCAGAAGGUGAAUUCUUAAGGUAACUUUCACAGCAUUGCCAGAAGAAUUAGCUUUUGCUAAGUAGAUACGACAGUCUUCAUUCUGUUUUUUUCUUAGGCAGGUGGAACGUGAUCUCUCUGUCUGCUGCUCAUAGUUCCCUUGUGAGACUGGGGGGGAUAAUAGCAGGUCCAGGUGGGCAGAGUUCUGAUUUCAGUGGUAGACUCCUAUUGAGGCUGGGUGUUAGAGGGUGGAGGGCUUGGGACUUGAGUUCUUUAUUCAGUUCUUGUAACUUAACUCUUGAGUAGAUCAGUUAAUCUUAGCUGUUUGCUGUUUUGGUGGGGGCGGGGGUCGGUGUUGCAAAAUGAUAGUGUUAAAUGCCUUGCCUAACUUUGUAAGUUAUCUAAGACUUAUCAACACUAUUUGAAUUUUUCAGAGAAAAAAAACCCAGAAGGUGUUAUCUCAGAGUUGUAAUUAACCUGUUGCCUAUUGCAUAAACUUCGUGGUACAUUAACAGUACCAGUAGUUGGUGAUUCCCAUGUCGUCUUCCAUUGAUUUUUCUAAUAAUAUGAAUUUUCAUUCAAUGUUUUUGCCAUGUUUCUUCUGAAAGAAUCACCCUGUGACCUGGGAGUUGAGGCGAAAACUUUUGCUUUUACUUGUUAUUUACUUUUUGAGUGGAUCUGUUUAAAUAAAAGGUAUAACUAAUGGCUUAAUGUAAAGAAAUUAAUUGAUUUGCCUGGAUUUAAUGAAUAAAUAACUUUAGACAGAGAAAUAAUGUUUGUCUUUUUUGUCUUUUCUACAUAAUCAUGUAUGUUACUGAAUGUCUGACCCUGGUAAUACUGUAAUUAACAUAGAGCUUAUGAAUCAUAUCAUGUAUUUAAAAUUAAAUUAUGACUUCAUUUUCUUGACUUUGAUUAAUCUCUCAGCGCCAUUUAUUUGAGCAUUAAGAUUCACUUAAACUGUGGUUCUUUUGUUUUAUUUUUAAUAAUCUUUUUUUGCCUUUUUAAUGGUUGAAUCAUAACUUUAAAUAUAUUAGUAUUAUUGACUUUUAAAAAAGAAAUUAGGAAAUUGUUUAUCUCCUUAACAUAAGAUUUUUAGUGUGAUAGCUAAACGCAAAUAAUUGGCUCCUUGGGUUGGAACCAGAAAAUUUCCCAACUUCAUUCCCUUAUCAUUCUGCCACUAGUAAGUAAAUUUUGAGCAGUGGAAAGACUUCCAAAGUGGGCUAAUAUCAGUGAGGUAGGACAUGCGGUGAAGGUUACUGGGGGGUAAUAGUGGCCGAGGGGAGUGGUGAAGUGGCAUCUUACCCGGAGGAGGAAAAGUAUUUUGUUCUAAAGUUUGGAAGAGGCAGGAAAGGGUAGGAAAUGUUUUUUCUGACGGGCUUGUGCCACAAAGUUUGAGAACCAGGUCAGUAGAACCUGCAGCUCCUGCUAGUGCUUCAGUUGAAUAGUUACAGAUAGAUACCUCUUGACUCUGAAAACAUCUGUCCCAUGCCACACUGCUGACAUCUUUCCUAACACCCCACUUUACCUGGCCUCCUCAGUGGUAACUUACUUAGUCCUUGAAUCCUUGCUUCCCAUUUUAAUAGCAAGGUAACUGCUGACCCUUUCUUGAACUGUGGCUUUUUCCUGUUUUCUGGGCAUUGAAUAUAUUCAUAUAGGACUAACAUGAAUAUUUGAGUUCAGUUUGUUAGACUAUGAUUUUUGCGUAGUUUAUUCUUAUUUUUUGUUAGUAUUCUUAUACUAACAAUUAUACAUAGUUUUUUUUUUUUUUGAGACAGAGUCUUGCUCUGUCUCCCAGGCUGGAGAGCAGUGGCGUGAUCUCAGCUCACUGCAAGCGCUGCCUCCCAGGUUCACGCCAUUCUCCUGCCUCAGCCUCCCGAGUAAUUGGGACUACGGGUGCCCGCCACCGCGCCUGGUUAAUUUUUUUUUUUGUAUUUUUAGUAGAGACGGGGUUUCACCUUGUUAGCCAGGAUGGUCUCGAUCUCCUGACCUCAUGAUCCUCCCACCUCAGCCUCCCAAAGUGCGGGGAUUACAGGCGUGAGCCACCGUGCCUGGCCAGUAUACAUAGUAUUCUUAAUAGUUUAUUUAAUCUGUCCUUUCUGCUGAAUAUGUUGUUAUCUAUCAUGUUGAAACACAAGCUGAGUUUUUGAGGAUUUCUUAUGUUUUAAUAUAUACAGCUUUUAGAGAUUUUCAUUCUUUCUUAGAGGUCUGUACUAUUUUGCUUCUUCAGGAGCUCAGUUGGAUUAAUAUUAUUUCCAAUUUGUAGAAUUUUAGGUAAUCAGAAAUGCAUGAAUCUCCUUGGCUUUGACACUGAGUGAUUGUAUAACUUGAACAGUUUAUCAACUGGAUAAUACAGUUAAUUUAAUGAGUAUGUACUAUGUUCACAAGACUAGGAAUUGUAAAGAAGUGGGGAAAACUCUGAUUUCUAGCUUAAGUGAUACCUAAAGAAGCAGAGUGGGGGGGUGUACACACCCAUAUAUAUCUACAUACAUAAAUAUAUAUAUAUACACACACAUACACAUAUAUCUACAUACAUAAACAUAUAUAUAUACACACAUAGUAAAAUACUAAAUUCCAAGCCUAGAUCAGUCUUAAAAUGGAAACAUAGGACAAUAUGACACGAAUUUGUAUAAUAAUGCUAAGGAGAUGCCAUUUAAAGUAUAAAGUAUACUUAAAUGAGUUUUAUAGCUUUAUGUCACAUCUCUGAUAAUUUGAUAUAUUGUACCUGUCUUAGUUUUAGAUGCAAAUUUCAAAUUUUGCUGGAUAGCUCUACAGAAAUAUGUAUUGUCCUUACAAAUUCAAAAUACCCAAAACCUAACAAUUGUUUUAUUUAUGGCAGAAUCAUACUGAGAGGAUGAAUUGCUGAUGAUUGUAAAUGUUUUGGACUUUUCAAUCUGAAUUUAAAAAUGAAACGAGCUGACUACACAGACUUAGUCUUCUCCACUCCGUGUUCCUGCAGCUAGAGACAUGACCUAACACCCUGAUGACCACUCUCAGGGACCUUGAGUGACUGGCCGGUGCACCAUGGAACUUAAAGUAUGGGUGGAUGGAGUUCAGAGGAUUGUUUGUGGAGUCACUGAAGUCACAACUUGCCAGGAGGUUGUCAUAGCCUUAGCUCAAGCAAUAGGUCGAACUGGAAGGUACACCCUUAUAGAGAAAUGGAGAGAUACUGAAAGACACUUAGCACCUCAUGAAAAUCCUAUCAUAUCCUUAAACAAAUGGGGGCAGUAUGCUAGUGAUGUGCAGCUCAUUCUACGACGAACUGGGCCGUCUCUCAGUGAGCGACCCACUUCAGACAGUGUGGCUCGAAUUCCUGAAAGAACUUUAUACAGGCAGAGUCUGCCCCCCUUAGCUAAACUGAGGCCUCAGAUUGACAAAUCAAUCAAAAGGAGGGAACCGAAAAGGAAAUCACUGACAUUUACAGGAGGUGCCAAAGGAUUAAUGGACAUUUUUGGAAAAGGUAAAGAAACUGAGUUUAAGCAAAAGGUGCUGAAUAACUGCAAAACAACAGCAGAUGAGUUGAAGAAGCUAAUCCGUCUGCAGACAGAGAAGCUUCAAUCCAUUGAGAAACAGCUGGAAUCUAAUGAAAUAGAAAUAAGAUUUUGGGAGCAAAAGUAUAAUUCCAACCUUGAAGAGGAAAUUGUCCGUCUAGAGCAAAAGAUCAAAAGAAACGAUGUAGAAAUUGAGGAGGAAGAAUUCUGGGAAAAUGAAUUACAGAUUGAACAGGAAAAUGAAAAACAGCUGAAGGAUCAACUUCAAGAAAUAAGACAGAAAAUAACAGAAUGUGAAAACAAAUUAAAGGACUAUUUGGCACAGAUCCGGACUAUGGAAAGUGGUCUUGAAGCAGAAAAAUUGCAACGGGAAGUUCAAGAGGCACAGGUCAAUGAGGAAGAGGUUAAAGGAAAGAUCGGUAAGGUCAAAGGGGAGAUUGACAUUCAAGGCCAGCAGAGUCUGAGGUUGGAAAAUGGCAUCAAAGCUGUGGAAAGAUCUCUUGGACAAGCCACCAAACGCUUACAGGACAAAGAACAGGAACUGGAGCAGUUGACUAAGGAGUUGCGGCAAGUCAAUCUCCAGCAGUUCAUCCAGCAGACAGGGACAAAAGUUACCGUUUUGCCAGCGGAGCCCAUUGAAAUAGAGGCCUCACAUGCAGACAUUGAAAGGGAGGCACCAUUCCAGUCUGGGUCCCUGAAGCGACCUGGUUCAUCUCGGCAGCUCCCCAGUAAUCUCCGCAUUCUGCAGAAUCCUAUCUCAUCUGGUUUUAAUCCUGAAGGCAUAUAUGUAUGACAUUAUCUGUCUUUAGGGAGGAGACCCAACAGAGGUACCAAGGACAGUAAACUUCCUUUUUGAUUUGUGCCAAUGAUGAACAGAGGAUCUAUUCCACAAGACGCUGUAUGUUUUUUCUCUCCUAAAUUGCAUACCACUUGGAGCCAUACCCUGUGCACUGAUGCUAAAGAACAAAGAAACUGUGUUUUCACACAUCAACAGUGUUGAUAUUUUUGUCCAGCAGCUAUAAUGCAAAGCCUUCGUUUUUAUUUGUAGCAUUUUGAGAGCUUUAGGAAAGUAUUAUAUAGUGUGUAUACAUAAAUAAGCCGUGACUUAAGUAAGAGUGAAGAGAAAUUUGUGACUGGCUUAGUUUAAUUUAUUUCAUGUAAUCAAUGUGUGAAUGUUGAUGUUUUAAUAUUUUUAUUGACUUAUCCUGUGACUGACUUACGUUACAUAUUGUGUGAUUAUGACCGUGUGCAUGUUGCCAGACUCCAUCCAUGCAUUGCUGAUUUACACUACACAAGUGUCCUAGGGUGCUCCACCAUCGAAGCUAACUCCACAGGAAGCCACUUGCAUUUGUUUUGUGAAACUGUCCUAGCCAUUGCUUAAUUAGGUGAAAUAAUUCAGGGUUUUUUAAAUCUGGAAUUUAGUCGUUCCUUUACAAUAUUUCCAAAUAUACGUGUGGCCACAGAGCAUAACAGAUAUUUUUCAUAAGCUAAAUUGUAUGUAUAAAACAUUUGCAGUGUUUCAGACACUGUUGAACAAAAAUGUAAUUGGUAAGUAUGUAUCCAAACAGGCAUGGGGUUUCCUGAUACAUUAUGUGUUUUGUUUCUGCCCUGUCUUAUCAUUUACACUCAUGGAUCUUCAGAAUUAAUCUAACAUGGAAGUUAUAGAUACCUGAAAGCUGGGUUGGUCUACUUCAGGAACAUUGCUUUAAGUGAUGUAUUUUAAAAUAACCCGCUUCAUAUGUAUGAUCUGUUGGUGUACACACCAUGGGUAAGGUAUUGCUUGCACAUAAUUUGCUCUGCAUAUUAUGGACCAUUGUGGUUUCUUCCAGUCACUUAGAUGGAAAGGAGGUUAAACCUAGGUACUUUUUAGCAAGGAUAUAAAGUCAAAUUCAGCAUAUGUUUUUAUUUUUAGGCUUGACUUUUACAAGACAUUAAUCUCCAUUUGUACAUAUGUUAUUUUAUUUGUAAAACCAAAUAUGACUCAACACCUUUUUGAUGAGUAGUGACUUAACUAAGAUUUACAAGUAAUAUUUAGACAGAUUCAGUCAGACACCACUUAGCCAUUUUUACAUUCCCUCUGGUUAGAUUUGGUACAGUAUAAUUAAGACUUUAAUCUGAAAUUUAAAGUAGUUUUAAUUCUGAAGAAGUUACAUCCUCUGUAUUAUUUACAUGCAACAAAAUAAAAGUGGAUUAAUAUAGUAAUGCCAUGGUAACAAUAGAGCUAUGUCUUAUGCAUGAAGGCAACUUUGGAUGUUUUAACACAUUUGACUGACUUUGGUUUAGUGAAUGCUGACAAUGCUGCUCUACUUAGGUUUCCUAUGAAAUUUUUAAGAAUGGCUAUGAGACUGUAUAGAAGCUUCUAGAGAACUGAAAGUCAUAAUGCAGAGUUGCCUUUUCUAGUGCAGCUAAGUGGCGGACCUCAACUGAAGAUAUGAGUUUCUUUGGGUUCUUGGAGUUAUCAAAUUGAUCUUGCCAUUAUGUUACUUUGCAAAUAACUGAAGUAAAUGAUUCUUACCUAAAUAACCACAACCUGUACACAUUUGCUCACAAUUUAUAGUAGUUAUUUUCUAUCUACCUAUAUUUAAAAUUAGGAUGAUUAAAAAAUAAUUUAUAGAUUUUGUGACAGUAAUGAUUUACAUAUGCCCAAUAUAUGCCUUAUUUUUAAAUAAGUCAUUCUGUAUAAAGUCAUUUUGUUGUUGUUCAGAGAAAUCAAGAUCUUAUUCACAAAGAAAAACAUUUUAUAAAUUGAUCGCAUUUUCUUUAAGUCAAAAUGUUAAACUGGAGGCAGUAUUAAACUUUGCAAUUAGGAGUUUCAGAGAUGCCUUGGCAUACCACGAAAAACACUGUCAAUAUCCAACUCAUUAUAAAUUGUUAUCAGAAUUAACCUAAUAACUUUAAGUAAGGACAAGCAGCAUCCUAGCAACUUGUAGUAGUCUUGGGUUCCCAGCAGAGUAUCACAGUUAACCUCUCUGACAACUUCAUCAGAAUUUCCAAGCUGCCAAAUAAUCUUCAUAGACCUAAUUACAGAUUUAAAAAAAUUUCCUAGGCGACGAAAGUAUAGAAAUGUGAAUAUGUUGAAUACAUUGAGAAGCUGUACUUUUUAAUUAGUUAUAUUACUUCUGGAAGCACAUAUCUAAGGAAUAUUUUCUAAGACUCAGAGGGAAAAAAACUCGUUUUCAUAGGAUCAUCUGAAGAUACUUUAGUAUAUUUGUGAUCAUUUUUAUCUAUUGCAAAUACAAAUGAAUUAGAUAAGUGCCACAUCCUGGAUACAUUUCGGAGGGGUAGUGGGCAAUGGUAUACAAAAAUACCAAAUAUAAAAUUUUCAUCUGGGGGAAUGUUCAGGUUCUAAAUACUAAAUUAGAUUUCAAUGUUUUGUGUUUUUUUUAAAAAAAUCAUAUUGCAACUUGUUUUAUUGUGAUUUUCUACAAGUAUUAAAUACAUUUAAAGAUCUUUUUAUCUUACCAAGAAAUAAUUUGGAAUAGCAUUGGUAUAUUUGACCUUUUGAGUGUCUGUCAUCCUCAGAGAAUGGCCCAUAGUGUGUUGCCUGUGGACAUAGUGUCCAUAGUCCCUUUCUUGUCCUUCUGAGAUAUUUUGGUUUGAUAACAUUUUGUUUUUUGUCUUGAUGCACAGGGACUUUUUUAUAAUAUGAGACUUCAGUUGGUAUUAAUAGGAGUUACCUAUUUAAUUCUCCCAGUCAUCAAUGAGGUAAUCAUCAAUUCCUAUAGUUCAAAUUAGUCAUAAACAAGAGCUACAGCAAGACUGAUAGAGUAAAAACUAUAUAAAUACAGUAAAAAAAAAAUAGAAUUUAUGGUGUGAAAUAUGAAGUAUAGCAAUAUAUAACAAGAACAUGUAAGCACUUGCUUCCACAGCAUAAAUGUAAUUUACAUCUGCAUUAAAGGAUAAUUUUCUCUGUGAAUAAGAGCAAAAUGGUCUUCAGAGAAACAGACUGUUCAUUUGAAGCCAUUUCUGUAAACAUCUUCCAAGAUAGAACUGUAAUGGAUUGAGGAAAUAACACAGAAAAGACAAAAACUUUUGAUUUCAGGCAUGCAAAGUGCUUGGGCAGAUGGACAGUUCCCAUUGUGCAUUGCCUUUGAUAAAUUUGGCCUUAAUUUAUAUAACGAUGCUGUGUUCACAUCCCUCUCCUACCUAAAGUUGUCUUUAUUGGUUUAUAUUGUGUUAAAAUUAGCUUAUAAUUAUUACUUUUGUAUUGUGUUCAGUUUUUUAAGUUGCAUGUUUAUACUAUUUGCUACAGUAUUUUUAAGUUUGGGGUGAAGGCCAUCAGCUGUAUCAAAAAGACAAAACAAUCACUAUUUAUUCAGUAUUGCUGCUUUACAUCUCCAGAAUAAGCUUUCGAUGCCAGGACAGUGACUGCCUGAAAGCUGCAGGAGCUCUUUUCAAUGCAUUUUAUAUAUUUUUAGAAACCAAAUAAAUGCAGAAAACUAUUUCGUAUACUAAUUAUAUUAAACCAGCAGAAAUAUAAAGGCAAUAAAGUAUAUACAUAUAUAUGGGGGGAGGGGAAAGAUUAAAAAAUAGAUUUACAGCCAGACAUGGUGAUAGCCCUAAAUGUAUUUCUCAAUAUGUUUUUCUUUAUUGACCCUAGGAGGAUUUGAGUUGCUGCAGCUUUAAACAGAAAAUUGCCAUGUUCACUAAUUGUGAGCACAUAAAUAUGCUUUUAGUACUGCUUUGCUUAUGUACAAAUAAAUCUGUAAUAUGUAUUAUAUGUAAUUAUCCUUUUCUUUGACUUUCAUUUUAAAUGUAUAUUUUCUGAUCAUUAUGAGCUGUAAAACAAAGAAUCAAUAUUGGAUAUUCUCCCAAAUAAUAAAUUUUCAGGAUUCAUUGGGGCA